AUGGGAAAAGAUAAAAAAACAGAAACUGAUGCAUCAAGUGAAGAAGAAUAUGUAGUUGAAAAGGUGUUAAACAAGAAGAUCGUUAAGGGCAAGACCCAAUAUCUUUUGAAAUGGAAGGGUUACAAAGAAGAAGAAAGCACUUGGGAGCCAGUAGAAAAUUUAGACUGUGAAGAGCUGAUUAAAGCUUUCGAAGAUAGUCGAAAGGAAAAAGAGGCUCAAAAACCGAAAAAAACAGAAGAGCGAAGCAGGAAGCGAACACAUGAGUCAAGUGAAGAAACAAGUAGUAAAGCGCGAGGAACCAGCGUAUCUUCAGUGGAAGAGACCAAAGAGACAAAAAAAGAUCGUGUUAAGGGACGAAGAACUAGUUUAUCCUCAGUGGAAGACUCUAAAGAAGCAAAAAAAGAAAAGAAAGAUGAGAAAAUCAAGUCAGGAUUUGACAGAGGACUCAAAGCAGAAAAAAUUAUAGGUGCAUCUGAUGCAACUGGUGAACUGAUGUUCCUGGUGAAAUGGGCUGAUUCUGAUGAGGCUGAACUAGUUCCUGCUAAGGUUGCCAACACCAAGUGUCCACAGCAGGUUAUUGCGUUUUAUGAGGAGCGAUUGACUUGGCAUAAUCCAUCUGAGUCCGAAUGA
Pieris macdunnoughi is the source of this 630-nucleotide messenger RNA. The record is from the annotation of a GenBank genome assembly. Lineage: Eukaryota; Metazoa; Arthropoda; Insecta; Lepidoptera; Pieridae.